UGCGAACCCAUUUCAUCUGUCAUUGCUGGACUCAAUUCCUCACUGCAGCGGGAGCAGCGUCCGAGGCUACCUCAUUGAAUCACGGCCAUCACAUACUUCGCAUCAAGCACCACACCAAGAGCCGGUAUCGAAUCAGCCUAGAAGGAGAUAUCAUCUCCUGCUCGGACUCAGCGUUGACGUGUACAUCGAGGUCCAUAUAACUCUCUCCACAAGAUGGAUGCCGCACUCCUCAAGCAGAUCCAAGCGGGGAAGGGCUUGAAGAAGACUCAGACGAACGAUCGUAGCGGACCGUCUGUGGCGGGUUCCGUUGGCGGUAGCGGGGGAGGAGGAGGAGGAGGUGGUGGUGGUGGUGGAGGAGGAGGUGCAAGACCGCCUCCUGCACCUUCGUCUGGUCCCCCUCCCGAUAACCCAGCUGCCCAAUUAGCUGGAUUGUUCGCGGGCGGUAUGCCCCAGUUGAAGAAGACAGGUGGUGGGGGAAGUUCAGCGGCGUCAAGUCUUGCGAAAGCGCCUCCAGUUCCCAGUCCCAGUAGAGCUCCUCCGCCAGCACCGCCUGCCGGUGGAACGCCUAGACGUGGACCUCCUGCUCCUCCUGCACCACCGACAAUACACCGGAAGCCUCCUCCCGUUGCGCCUCCUCCACCGCCAGGAAGAGGUGCACCGGCUCCGCCGCCUCCACCGCCCCCACCUCCGCCAGGAUCUUCGACUCCAUCUCGAGCCCCUCCAGCCCCUCCUCGGGCUCCUCCAGCGCCCCCGAGUCGAGGCGCUCCUGCUCCACCAGGCCGUCCAGCUCCUCCCUCUCCAGCCCCGCCUCGAUCAACGCCGCCCGCCCCGCCUUUACCCGGGCGAUCUUCUGCCGCCACACCAGGCCGCAGCGUUCCUCCACCGCCACCUCCACCUUCUCAUGCUCCUCGAGCUCCACCUCCGCCGCCUCGGCCAACUGGACCGCCUGCGCUGCCUGCGCGAACCCCAUCUCAUUCUAAUGCUUCCCCGGCACUUCCCAGCCGAACGCUGCCACCGGCCUUCCCGAGGUCAAGCUCAAAUGCCAGUGAUCUAGCUCCACCCCCGCCUCCUAGGCCAUCAGCUGCAGCUCCUCCAGCCCCCCCUGCGCCACCUGCACCUCCUGCACCUCCUCCUCCGUCAAGCGGACCUCGGCGUUUACCUCCGCCUUCGGCCAGGAUCCCUCCUCCUCCUCGACCUGCGACACCUGAAUAUGAAGAAGACGAGGACGACGACGCACCGCCUCCACUGCCCACUGGUACAAGUCCGGCAGCUCGAUCAAGAGCUGCGAGCGGAGCCGGUAUGCCUCCCCCUCCACCCCCGCUACCGCCCGCCCUAAACGGAGCUGCUCGUGCGCCACCAGCACCUCCUCCACUGGGACCAAGACCGAGCUCUGGGUACAUUCCCACUGCUCCUCCUCCUGUCACGGGCGCUUCGCCUGCUAGAAGUUCCUUGGCACCGCCCAUAUCGAGUAUGAAUGGAGGAUAUGAGAGCGAGGAGGAGGAGGUACCGGAGCCACCUGCGGUCGUUGGAUCAUGGACUUUCCCGAUGAAAGGCAUGUUCCCACCGCCUAGACCAUGGACUGGAGGUUUUAAAUCCUACGCUAGUGGCAAAUUGACGGGGGGAGGCACGGGUUUCAAGAUGUAAUCAAAGGUUGUCGGUAUUAGCUUAGCUUAGAAAAUCUUACCGUCCAGAGACAAGACUGAGAGAAGAAUAGGUCUAGUGGCAUGCAAGUGCGAGAAGUGGUCGGUUCUGCGCAACAUGACAAUUCACGAAGACUCGGUAGUUUGAAGGUGCUGCUGAGAUACAGAAAAC
Kockovaella imperatae is the source of this 1812-nucleotide messenger RNA. RefSeq lists its product as hypothetical. The transcript is spliced from 8 exons. Gene Ontology annotation, molecular function: actin binding. Bases 214 to 1644 code for a protein of 476 amino acids. NCBI's taxonomy places the organism in Eukaryota, Fungi, Basidiomycota, Tremellomycetes, Tremellales, Cuniculitremaceae. The record is from RefSeq and is a predicted model, not a curated record.